This is a messenger RNA of Cooperia oncophora, 147 nucleotides long. The record is from the annotation of a GenBank genome assembly. NCBI's taxonomy places the organism in Eukaryota, Metazoa, Nematoda, Chromadorea, Rhabditida, Trichostrongylidae.
AUGCUCUACACUGUUUUAUCUGUACUCAGCCAAAUUUACUGCGAUGGUCCAAUCCUCAGGACGGUGCAGGACUCGUUCAUGUUCCCUGAUUCCAAACAUUUCGUCGACAUGUCGUUGAAAUUCGAUCCAAGUCUGUUCUUAACUUAA